Phlebotomus argentipes is the source of this 3034-nucleotide messenger RNA. RefSeq names its product N-terminal kinase-like protein (gene yata). The record is from RefSeq and is a predicted model, not a curated record. Lineage: Eukaryota; Metazoa; Arthropoda; Insecta; Diptera; Psychodidae. Gene Ontology annotation, molecular function: protein kinase activity; ATP binding. Gene Ontology annotation, biological process: protein phosphorylation. The transcript is spliced from 8 exons. The coding region runs from base 203 to 2593 and encodes 796 amino acids.
CUGUCAUGUGUGUGUUCUGCGGGAGAAAGAGAAGUUUUGUGCAAAAUAAUGCAUGAGGGGGAAAAAGUGCUCGCAGCUGCAAGUGGUUCCGAAAGUGUGAUAAAAGGACAAAGUGGGUUGCGCGAGGGGGCACCUGUUGGCGGAAGGGACACCCAGUACCAGUGGUUGUAGUGCCCAACACGUCGCAAAGAUACGGCGAAAAAUGUGGUCGUUCUUUUCACGGGAGAAAAAUGACUUUCCAUAUGAGAUCGGGGAGGAGGUGCACGGCCUCGAGUCCUGGUCCAUUUGGAGUCUCCACCGGGGCAAGAAGAAGGGCCCAGUCGCGGAUGACGUGUCUGUGUUUGUGUAUGACAUCAAGGGUGGCACGGAUGCCAAGCUGGAGCUGGCCAGAGCCUCCCUGAAGCGCCUCAAGACGCUGCGACACCCCAGCAUUCUGCAGUACCUCGACAGCCUCGAGACGGACAAGGUGCUGUACGUGGCCACGGAGUCCGUGGAGCCCCUCGGAACACAUAUCGAGAAACUGGAAACAGAUGGACCACAGAGAGAUCUCUACCUGGCAUGGGGAAUCUUUCAGAUUACGAGAGCCUUAUCAUUUCUGAACAAUGACGGAAGUCUGCGCCACAACAACGUGUCCGUGUGGUCGGUGUUCGUGAACACGUCCGGCGAGUGGAAGCUGGGCGGCCUGGAGUAUGUGUCACCAGUGGACGGGAGCCCAACGCCGCCGCUGAAGGUGCCGCCGCAGCUGGAGUUGUACGAUCCACCCGAGAAGGCGGAUUCCGCCAAGCUGAAGAGCGCCACAAAGUGUUCUGCGGACAUGUGGGCGCUCGGGUGCCUCGUGUGGGAGUCCUUCAAUGGCAAAAUGCGCGCCAGGAGCAACCUGAAGGAGAUUGAGAACAUUCCCAAGAGUCUCACGCCACUCUAUUGCGAGCUGGUGGGCGCGCUGCCGGCGAAGCGACCCAAUCCCGCGGACAUCAUCACCAAGUGUCGCAAGCCGGGUGGCUUCUUCAAGAAUGAGCUUGUGGACACGCUGCUGUUCCUCGAGGAGAUCCAGAUCAAGGACAAGGCGGAAAAGAAUCGCUUCUUCAGCGCUCUCUCGCCACAGCUGGACAACUUCCCGGCCAAUGUGUGUCGCCAUAAGAUUCUGCCGCAGCUGAUCACGGCCUACGAAUACGGAGACGCGGGCUCUGCCGUGCUGGCGCCCAUGUUCAAGCUAGGUCGCCUCCUGGACGAGGCGGAGUACCAGAAACGCAUUGUGCCGUGCGUGGUGAAGCUCUUCGCCUCCACGGAUCGUGUGACGCGGUCGCGAUUGCUGCAGCAACUGGACAUGUUCGUGUCUCACCUGCAGCCGAAUGUGGUGAAUGACCAGAUCUUCCCGCAAGUUGCUCAUGGAUUCCUCGACACGAAUCCCACCAUUCGCGAGCAGACGGUGAAAUCGGUGAUCCACCUGGCGCCCAAGCUCAACUACAACAACCUCAACGUCGAGGUGUUGCGCCACUUCGCUCGGCUCCAGGCAAGGGAUGAUCAGGGCGGAAUCCGCACCAACACGACUGUGUGCUUGGGAAAGAUAGCUCCACAUCUGCACCCUCAAGUGCGACAGAGAGUCCUCGUGUCCGCCUUCAUCAGGGCCAUGAGAGAUCCCUUUCCACCAGCCAGAGUGGCUGGAAUCCUGGCUCUGGCCGCAACACAGCAGUACUUCCUCCUCACGGAGGUCGCCACGAGGAUUCUUCCCGCUCUUUGCACACUCACGACAGACGCGGAGAAGUCAGUUCGUGAUCCGGCAUUCAAGACGAUCAAGGGAUUCCUGGGGAAGCUAGAAAGAGUGUCUGAAGAUCCGAGUCUCAAGGAAACCAUGGAGGCGGACGUUCACACGGCCACGCCGUCACUGGGCAAUGCGGCCGCCACAUGGGCCGGCUGGGCCGUGACGGCCGUCACGGCGAAAUUCUAUCGCAGCCAGAGCGACUCCUCCAGGCCACGUCCGCCGCUCACCAGCAAGACCCUCAGCAAACCGGCGUCACUGGAGCAACCGUCGAGCAGUAGCCUGUCCACCACCACGUCCAGCGUGACCUCCAUGACAUCCCUGGAGCACGAGAGCAAUGACACAUCUGCGUCCGCGAGUGACUACGGCGCCGACAAUUGGGACAAUGAGAAUUGGGGCGACAUGGAUACAUCCCAGGACCCCAGCAGUCCAACAGCUGGGAACGCAAUGCCAUUGGGAUCAUCUGCCUUGACGGCGGCCGGCGGACUGGAGCUCAGAGACGGAUGGGACAAUGAGGAGUGGGGAAGCCUCGAAGAGGAGCCGAAUGAGGAAAUAGAGGAGAAGCACGAAGUUGAGAUAAACGAUAAAGCCAAACCGACAAUGAAUUGCAACAAUCUCAGCCCGGUCAGUGAUAAUAACACGAAUUUCAACUCCAACUGGAACAGCGAUUCCUGGGCGGAUGGAGAAUUUGAGCCGAUUGACGACGUCACGACGGGUAAUCCAAAACUAGACGAGGCACGCCGGAAACGCGAGGAGAAAAAACUGCAACGACAGCGUGAGUUGGAGGCUCGACGGGCGGCGCGUGGUCCGCUGAAAUUGGGCGCCAAGAAGCUCUAAAGGGAGCCUCGCAAUGUCGUGAUUCUCCUUGCUCGAUGUCAACCCGAGAAGGAGUGUGGGGGUAUUUUUAGCUAAAUGAGAAAAUUCUAUUUGAUAAAUACAGGUUCUAUACGUACUUUCAUAGUGUAAUUCUAAUACCAUUUGGAGAUGAGGUAAAAGAAAAAAAUUAUCGCAUUUUAGCUGUCUCCGAGCCACGAGGACGCCCUCAUCUGACUCUUGGGACUCACCCUCGUGGCGGGGAGGACAGGUGUGUCAUAUGGGGUUGGAGAGAUAUUAGGAGAUGAUAUAAAUUUCACAUAAAUAUCGAUUUGUAUGAUGUUGUGAGAUAUUCCUCGAUUUUUCCUUAAGACAUUCUUGCGAUAGGGUUUUAAGAAGAUAAAAAAGAAUUCUUAUUAAAUGUGAGAGACAGCCAAGGAAUACAAGUGGAAGAGCGACAAGAUA